Apiotrichum porosum is the source of this 1557-nucleotide messenger RNA. RefSeq lists its product as uncharacterized. Lineage: Eukaryota; Fungi; Basidiomycota; Tremellomycetes; Trichosporonales; Trichosporonaceae. The transcript is spliced from 5 exons. The record is from RefSeq and is a predicted model, not a curated record. Gene Ontology annotation, molecular function: oxidoreductase activity, acting on the aldehyde or oxo group of donors, disulfide as acceptor. Bases 1 to 1557 code for a protein of 518 amino acids. Gene Ontology annotation, biological process: branched-chain amino acid catabolic process.
AUGAUCCGUCGCGCCCGUGUACCGCGCUCGUUUUUCGCGUCGCUCUCGCAGCGUAACCUGAUUACAGGCCCCCCACCCGACCUGCCGGCCGUGCACCACACGACGUCUACCGGCUCGCCAUUGCCCACCCCUACUCCCCUGCCUCACUUUACCCCUCACCCAUCGCUGAACCGUCUGAUGCUGCACUCGAUGGACGACCCAAGGACGGACCGUCCCCGUGACCCUCGUCAGCUGGUGUAUGUCGACGAGUCGCAGGCGGACCGCGCGGCCCGUGCAGGGAGGAUGAGCAGCCCACUCCGUCGUGGUGCGCACGAGUCGUGGUGGAACGCAGAGCAAGGGUGGUUCAACGCAGUGGCAAAGACCAUCCCAACAUACCGUGUGCUCGACGAGGAAGGUCGACCAGUCAAGGGUGCCAAGCUCCCGCAGUUGACAAAGGAGGAGGCUCUCAAGAUCUACAAGGUCAUGGCUCUGAUCCCCAUGGUCGACAACGUGCUGUACCAGUCGCAGCGCCAGGGACGAAUCUCGUUCUACAUGCAGUGUUCGGGAGAGGAGGCGGCGGUGGUUGGCAGCGCUGCCGCGAUGCGCAGCACCGACGAGGUGUUUGGUCAAUACCGCGAGCAAGCAGCAUUGCUGUACCGCGGCAUGAGCCUGUCUCGCAUGAUGGGCCAGUGCUUUGGCAACAUUGACGACGACAGCAGCAAAGGUCGCAUGAUGCCCGUGCACUACACAGCUCCCGACCUUGGCUUCCACACCAUCACUUCUCCCCUUGCUACCCAGCUUCCCCAGGCCGCCGGUGCGGCUUACGCGCUCAAGACAGACGACGCACGCCAGGGCGACUGUGUCAUCUGCUACUUUGGCGACGGUGCGGCCUCGGAAGGCGACUUCCACGCAGCGCUCAACAUGAACGCCGUGCUUGGUGGCCCAUUGGUGUGGUUCUGCCGUAACAACGGUUUCGCCAUCUCCACCCCGGUCAUUGACCAGUAUGCUGGUGACGGUAUCGCGUCGCGUGGACCCGCGUACGGUAUCGACACUAUCCGUGUGGACGGCAACGACGCUUUGGCUGUUCUUGCAGCGACGCGCGAGGCCCGUCGUCGCGCAGUGCAGGGCAAGAAGGGUGUUCUUGUCGAGGCCAUGACGUACCGUGUCGGUCACCACUCGACCUCGGAUGACUCGAGCGCGUACCGGCCGAUCGAAGAGGUCAAGGAGUGGACUGUCGUCGACAACCCGAUCUCUCGCUUCCGCGCAUGGCUCGUGACCCAGGGGUGGUGGUCCGAGGAGGAGGACAAGGCCAUGGCCGCCGCCAACAAGAAGGAGGUGUUGAAGAUCUUCAACAAGAGCGAAAAGCUGCCAAAGCCCAAGCUCGGCGAAAUGUUCAACGACGUCUGGGCGGUGCCUCGUGACGGUGCGCUGCCAGAGGUGAUCAUCGAGCAGCGUGCCGAGCUUGGCCACCUGCUGAAGAAGUACGGCGAGGCGUGGGAGCCGUGGCGCAAGGAGCUCAAGCGGUUCGUCGAACAGGGCGAGGACGUCAUGGACUGUGACAGCGGUGCUUCUAGGUAG